UUAAAUUAUCAAAUCUUUGUUAAAUAUUUAUUUUAGUAAUUGUUGUAACUUUAAAGUUAAAUGAGCGAAAAAGCCUAAUUCUGUCAUAAUGCUUUAAUUGAUUAAAUAGAUUAAUGGUAAAAAUCUCUUGAGUAAGAUUUAUAAAUAAUGAAAUAAAUAAAAGAGCUUGUAAUUUCAAAUGAGGAUUAACCCAUGACAGAUAGGAUUUGGGUAAAUAAGAAUGUAACGAAGGUUAUUGAAGAGAUUUAAAAUGAAUUAUAGAGUUAUAAAAAUGAAAGAAUUCAAUCAACAAAAAACAAAGUAGAGUUUCUAUCUAUAAUUAAGAAAUAUGAGUUUCUUUAGGCAAAUUUUUAGUAGAUAAAUAAAGAUAUUAGAUCUAUUUAUUCGUACUCUUAGGACUAUCACAAGCUGAAAGAUGAAUAAACCAAAUAGUAGUUAAAUAAUUAAUAUCUCUCUAUAAAAAAAAAUAUUUAAGAAAACGAAAGAUUUAAUGAUUAAAAAUAUGAUAACAAUUUGAAAAACUGGAAGUCUGAAUAGCUAAAUUAGAAGUAUCAGUUUGAAUAGGAAGAUAAUUUUAGAUAGGAAGAAGAGGAGGAGGAAUAGAGAUAGUUAUAAGGCAAAUAGCCUUAAAGCAAUGUCUCUUUUCUGAAUGAUACAUUUAAUUCUAUUUAAAACAGACAAAUUUCAUAGCAAUAAAUUGAGGAUUUAAAACAAAAGUCGUUGAAGUAAAUAUCUACAAAAUCUAUAAAUCAAAUUUAACAACCUAGCAAGUCGAUUCUUAAAGAAAGAAAAAUGAUCGAUUUUGCAGAAAAUAUCAAGAGUGAGUGGUUUGGAGAUUUAUAAAAAGCGUACAACUUGGCUAAUCAAAAUGCAGAAAAUUUAAAAAAUUGCUCUGUUAAAACAUGUCAGACAGCUAAAUUUGCUCAAAAAGGAACACAAAAUUUGUCUUAAGCUUUUAGUAGGUCUAAAACUCCUAAGCAUAAAAGAAGUUUUAGUUAAAAUUUAAACAACUUAGAAAAAUAAAGUUUAAUUAAUUAGAAAUCAUAGUUAAAUUAUUCUUUCAGGUAAAAGUAAGAAGAAAAUGCUAGUGCUUUAUACAUUUUAAAAAGAGAAGUUUAAAGGAUAAAGGAAUUAGUAUAGGAAUAAAUUAACCAUUACGAUGGGCACACUCAUAAUAAUAUUGAUGAAGAGAUUAAAAAAUAUAAAUUAGAAAAUACACUGAUGAAAACUUAAUGCUAAAUUCUUAAGGAUGAAAACUAAGAAUUAUUAGUUGAAUUUUAAAAAACAAAAAAAAUUUUAGAAGACCAAAUUAUGUUAAGUAAAGAACUUUAAGAUAAGUUGAUAGAGUAAUAAAGUUAAAGGUUUUACUAGUAAUAAUCCUAGGACUAAUAUGAAUUUUAAAAUCAAAAAAAGAGUUCUGAUGAGAACAAAAAUGGAUAAUUCAUAAGUUAAUACACAGAUUAAGAUAAAAAUACAAAAUCAAUUAACAAUUUUAUAAACUAGUAAAUAACAGAUAACUUAAAUGAAGAAAUGUUGUCAAGCUGGGUAAAAAAAAGAGUAUAAAAUUCUAAUGGUAAGUAUAACUUAGAAAGUAUUUCAGAUUAUUGA
This is a messenger RNA of Tetrahymena thermophila SB210, 1608 nucleotides long. RefSeq lists its product as hypothetical. The transcript is spliced from 7 exons. The record is from RefSeq and is a predicted model, not a curated record. NCBI's taxonomy places the organism in Eukaryota, Ciliophora, Oligohymenophorea, Hymenostomatida, Tetrahymenidae.